AUGUCCUGGCGUGCAGUAAAGACGACUGGAACGAAUGAUAUUCCACUCGGUUCAAAACGCAGAUUUGGCGCUGCUCCAGUAGAGGAUAUGGCGCCCCCGCAGCUCGCUGCCCCAUCACCAAACGAUUUCCCUCGUAGUCGCUUCCAGGAAUCAGAGAGAGAGCGACAGUCCCAGGAUGAGCAGCGCUCCUCUGCGCCUGCGAUGCCCGAGGAGCCAAGGAAGCGUCGUAGUCGCUGGGGAGAGGCCUCGCAAAAGAUGGAACUCCCCGGUUUGCCUACAGCGAUUUCCUCCACAAACAUUUCCCAAGCCCAGCUUGACAAUUACGCGAUCCAGCUCCGUCUUGAAGAGAUUAACAGAAAGCUGAGACUCAACGAUUAUGUUCCUUCAGAGCGUGAAAGGUCUCCCUCCCCUCCCCCUACCUAUGAUUCUCAGGGUCGCCGUACUAACACGCGCGAGGUGCGCUACAAGAAGAAGCUCGAGGAAGAGCGUGUUCGCCUGGUUGAAAAGGCAUUGUCCAUUGAUCCUAACUUCCGCCCUCCCGUCGAGUAUCACCAGCAGAAACGUUCUCUUCGUCCACAGGAAAAGGUCUAUAUCCCCGUCAAAGAGUUUCCCGAGAUCAACUUUUUCGGUCUUCUUGUCGGACCACGUGGAAACAGCUUGAAGAAGAUGGAAAAAGACAGCGGCGCCAAGAUCAGCAUCCGUGGUAAAGGGAGCGUUAAGGAAGGAAAGGGAAGGCCCGACGGUUUCGCUGACGACUCGGAAGAGGACCUUCAUUGCCUUGUAAUGGCUGAUUCCGAAGAAAAGGUCCGCGCAUGUGUCCGGCUUAUUAACAAGGUUAUUGAAACGGCAGCGAGCACUCCAGAAGGUCAGAAUGACCACAAGCGUAAUCAGCUGCGCGAGCUGGCUGCACUAAACGGUACCCUGCGUGACGAUGAGAACCAGAUUUGCCAAAACUGCGGAGGCGUAGGUCAUCGCAAGUACGACUGUCCAGAGCAACGCAACUUUACCGCCAACAUUAUCUGUCGCAUUUGUGGGAGUGCAGGUCACAUGGCCCGCGAUUGCACGCAACGACCGAAUCCUAAUGGCAACUUUAUGAGCCCAAAUGGUCCACCAAUGAACGGGAACAACGCGCUCGUGCGAGGCUCUGCGGGAGGACCAGGUGGCUAUGUCGAUUCCGAGUUCGCUAACCUGAUGGCGGAGCUGGGCGAGACAGCAGCAGCAGCAAGUGCAGGCUCUGGAAGCGCUCCAUGGGGUCAAAGUGGAGGUAUAGGCGAAAUUCCUGCCGGUGGAACGUCUGUCCCUCCAUGGCGUCGACCAGAGGUAUGGUUGCAACCCAGCGGCGGACAGAGACCCCAACAGGGCGGUCAGAGCUAUCCUGGAGGCUACGCAGGUUACGCCGGCCAAGGUUAUGGAGGAUAUGGUGCAAAUGCGUGGCAACAGGCUGGGUACGGCCAGCAAGGGUAUGCUGGCUACUACUGA
Molecule: messenger RNA, 1479 nt
Organism: Serendipita indica DSM 11827
Lineage: Eukaryota; Fungi; Basidiomycota; Agaricomycetes; Sebacinales; Serendipitaceae
Source: the annotation of a GenBank genome assembly